This is a messenger RNA of Mytilus trossulus (common blue mussel), 414 nucleotides long. RefSeq names its product ankyrin repeat domain-containing protein 34A-like. The coding region runs from base 1 to 414 and encodes 137 amino acids. NCBI's taxonomy places the organism in Eukaryota, Metazoa, Mollusca, Bivalvia, Mytilida, Mytilidae. The transcript has a single exon. Gene Ontology annotation, molecular function: protein binding. The record is from RefSeq and is a predicted model, not a curated record.
AUGUCUGCAAAGAACUGCCUAAAAUCUAUGGUAAAAAGAUGGAAGAAGAAAGCUUUAGCUACUAAAUGUGGUUUGAAUGAUGAUGAACAGUUAGUUUUUAAAGCAAUUUCUGAAGGAAAAUUUAGACUUGCCAGAAUUCUUAUUGAAAGAAACGUUAAUGUUAACUGUACAGAUAAUGAUGAUAGAACUCCGUUGAUUACUGUAUGUAGACUUAAAAAUAUCCAAAUAAAAGAAAAAGACAGAUUACGAUUUGUAAAAUUCCUACUUAAUCAAGAAGGAACAGUGCUGAAUUCUACUGAUGUGUUUGGAAAACAAGCUUUAGAUUAUGCCAGUGAAAAUAAAUUACAACCUGUUGUGACAGUUAUUGCUGAUACUAUAGAAAACAUUUUUGAUAAUGUGCUGUUCGGAUUUUGA